UAUAAGUUUCUUUCUUUUCUCCUCCUCCAUCUUCUUCUUCUUCCCUUUUUUUUUUUGACAAAUCUUCUUCUUCUUCUUCUUCCUCCUUCCUUGCUUGAUACCAACGUGUUAUCCUUAUCCCAUCCCUUAAUCUGCUUCUUCAUUAACUAAUCAGACCACUUCAUCUCUAUCAAUCGUAACCUGUGCUCUGUAGUCUGUAUUGAAGGUGUGAUUCAUUGUAGAGCGAGAAAACGACUGUUGGAGCUUAAAGAUGCGGAUUUUGUGCGAUGCAUGCGAGAACGCAGCCGCUAUCGUCUUCUGCGCCGCCGAUGAAGCUGCCCUUUGCCGCCCCUGCGAUGAAAAAGGAAGGGUUUUGUCCCCAAAGUAUGUAUUUACUAUUUAGCAUAGCUUGUGGAGAAAGAAUAUAGCUCUUUGUCCUUACAUCAGUUAGGUGACUCUUAAUAAGGGUACAUAUGUGCAAUAAGCUAGCUAGUCGGCAUGUACGUGUAGGUUUAGCCGAACCAAGCAAUGCCCCUUGCUGCGAUAUAUGCGAAAAUGCACCUGCCUUCUUUUACUGUGAGAUAGACGGUAGUUCGCUUUGUCUGCAAUGUGACAUGGUAGUACAUGUUGGUGGCAAGCGAACGCACGGGCGGUUUCUUUUGCUCAGACAGAGGAUAGAGUUUCCAGGGGACAGGCCUAAACAAAACAACGCUAGAGACAAUAUGCAAAACCAAAGAGUCUCUGCAAGUGCAAACGGUGAAGCUAAUGGCAAGACUGACGAUGAAAUGAUUGAUCUAAAUGCUAACCCGCAGAGAGUACAUGAACCAUCAUCAAAUAACCAAGGUAUCGAUGUAAAUAACACGAACAAUCACGAGCCUGCAGGUGUUGGACCCUUUAAACGAGAGUCUGAGAAGUGAUAAGAGUUUCGGUGUAUGGGAAGCUUUGUUGUUGAAGAAAGAAGAAAGGCUUGUCUUGUUUGUGAAUUAUCUUAGUUUAAAGGAAAGGGCUCACAUGAAUGUAAAAGCUAAUAUAAUCUGAAAUUUCUCAGUAACUUAUUUAUUUUCAUUUUUCUUAUUAUUAAAACUAUUUUGGAAUACUAUAUUAGACCAAUUAGGAAAAAUAUAAGCCAAAUCGAUUAUGUAAGAAACCAUGGCAACAUAU
Molecule: messenger RNA, 1140 nt
Organism: Brassica oleracea var. oleracea
Lineage: Eukaryota; Viridiplantae; Streptophyta; Magnoliopsida; Brassicales; Brassicaceae
Product: B-box zinc finger protein 19
Exons: 8
Coding region: 453-896 (147 amino acids)
Biological process (GO): photomorphogenesis; regulation of DNA-templated transcription
Cellular component (GO): nucleus
Molecular function (GO): zinc ion binding
Source: RefSeq, a predicted model, not a curated record